Messenger RNA from Penicillium vulpinum, 612 nucleotides. RefSeq lists its product as uncharacterized. Gene Ontology annotation, cellular component: chromatin. Gene Ontology annotation, biological process: regulation of transcription by RNA polymerase II. The record is from RefSeq and is a predicted model, not a curated record. Gene Ontology annotation, molecular function: DNA-binding transcription factor activity, RNA polymerase II-specific; RNA polymerase II cis-regulatory region sequence-specific DNA binding. Bases 1 to 612 code for a protein of 203 amino acids. The transcript has 2 exons. NCBI's taxonomy places the organism in Eukaryota, Fungi, Ascomycota, Eurotiomycetes, Eurotiales, Aspergillaceae.
AUGAAUUAUAUUUUCCUCUGCGAUAACCAAUAUGCUGUUUUCUACAACAUCCCGCCACGGUUUGGAGCUGCAGAGCUUGCAGCAGACCUCCCAUGCUCAGAUGAACUAUUUGAAGCAACAACCAGCAUUGAAUAUUAUGCGAAUGUAACGAAAGGGGUUCCAACCCCACCACUAUCGCUCUCUCAAUCUGUUAGCACUUUGCUGGCUGAAGAUUGGCCAGAUGGUCAAGGGGAACUUUUCAACAGGACCACCAGACUUGGCCUAUUUAUUGUUAUAAGUGUGUUACACAACAUGAUCUGGGUGGCUCACAACAGUGGAUUGGGCAAGUUCGCAUUAGACCCUAUUCAUCGCGCGCUUGUUCGUUGGCAAUCUAUCUGGGAUGGAUCUAAGAAAAACAUGACUCCUCAACAAGUAAGAGAGCUUGGCUUUGUUCGGCACUCCGACGAAUACUGCUGGCUCGCGAAAACCUUACUCCGCCUAAUAGGGACAGGGCAGGCUGAUCCCGCUUCUGAGGAUGCUGACCCUUGGGGGCGCAGUCCUCAAAUAGAUCUUGAAAUGCGGUACCUAACCUUUGUGCUCCAGAAGUAUGACAUAGGUACUAGUUCAGAAUGA